GACAAAUAUAAUUCAAUUUUUAUAAAUUUUCAUUAAUUUUUCUAUAUUCAUUUUAUAUUAUUUUAUAUAUAAGGAAAACAUACAAAAUUCCAGUAUCUUCUCAAAGUUUUAUAACAUGGAUCACAUAUACAAUAUAAUUGAUAAUUUAGAGAAAGAGAACUCUGAUUUAAUGAAAGUAAUUAUCAUAGGAUAUACCAUUAAUGGAACACCACUUAAAGUGGUGCAAAUAAAUCCAGAGCAAAAUAAUAAUAGUAAUUUUGGAAUAUGGAUCGAUGGAGGUACUCAUGCAAGAGAAUGGAUUUCUAUAUCUUCAAUACUGUAUAUAUUAAAUGAAAUAAUACACAAUAGGGAAUUUCUAUCAAUAAACAUGAAAAUGACACAAUUUUUUAUAAUGCCAGUGUUAAAUCCAGACGGAUACAGGCAUUCACAAAAUAAAGAAAGAUUUUGGCGAAAAAAUCGAUCAAAAACUUUUCAAAAAAACUGUAUAGGAGUAGAUUUGAAUAGAAAUUGGGAUUUUCAAUGGAAUGAAACAAUUACUAUUGAGAAUCCAUGUUCAGAAACAUAUAAAGGUUUAAGUCCAAACUCAGAAUUAGAAAUAAAAUCAGUGGCAACAUUUUUACAAAAUAACUUAAAAAACAUAAAAGGUUUUGUAACCUUUCAUUCAUUUGGACAAAAAAUUAUAUACCCAUGGGCCUAUAACAAAUCAAAUGUGGAUGAUCAAUUUACUUUAAACAAUAUUGGAAAAUUAAUUUCUCAGGAGAUAUUAAAAAAAACUUUAAAUAUAUAUACAACAGGUUCAGCAAGUUUAUUAUUAGGCAGAACACAAGGUAAAAGCAAAAGAUACAAUAGUUUGACAUUAAUAUAAAGUACUAUUAAAAUGUAGGUACAUCAAUUGAUUGGGCUAAAGGUAAAGCGAAAAUCAAAUAUGUAUUUGCAAUUGAAUUGAGAGAUAAUGGAUUAAAUGGAUUUACUUUG
This is a messenger RNA of Daktulosphaira vitifoliae (grape phylloxera), 975 nucleotides long. RefSeq names its product carboxypeptidase B2-like. Gene Ontology annotation, biological process: proteolysis. Gene Ontology annotation, molecular function: metallocarboxypeptidase activity; zinc ion binding. Bases 116 to 865 code for a protein of 249 amino acids. The record is from RefSeq and is a predicted model, not a curated record. Lineage: Eukaryota; Metazoa; Arthropoda; Insecta; Hemiptera; Phylloxeridae. The transcript is spliced from 5 exons.